This is a messenger RNA of Bombus pascuorum, 2120 nucleotides long. Its product is annotated as fatty acyl-CoA reductase wat-like. NCBI's taxonomy places the organism in Eukaryota, Metazoa, Arthropoda, Insecta, Hymenoptera, Apidae. Gene Ontology annotation, molecular function: alcohol-forming very long-chain fatty acyl-CoA reductase (NADP+) activity. Gene Ontology annotation, biological process: long-chain fatty-acyl-CoA metabolic process. The transcript is spliced from 5 exons. The coding region runs from base 200 to 1753 and encodes 517 amino acids. Gene Ontology annotation, cellular component: peroxisome. The record is from RefSeq and is a predicted model, not a curated record.
ACGCGUCGGAUCUUCGUAUAUCGUGACCGAAAGUAGUUCGAUUAUUACAUCUAUUUAUUAGUAAUUACUAUUAUACGAUUCAACUAUAUUAGAAUCUGAGUAAGCUGAGUAAAUUUACAUCAUUCAGUGAGUGCGACUAUAUCAUCUUUAAAGAAGUCGAAUUAAUAAAAUUGGGAGGAAAAAGGGACAAAGGGAAAAAAUGAUUAAACAAAAAGAAGAUCGACAAGUAAACGAGGAAAAGAAAAAUUGCGGAAGUCAGAUACGGAGAUUUUAUGCUGGCAAACAGAUACUGCUUACCGGAUGCACUGGUUACCUUGGCACCGUCAUUUUGGAAAAAAUCUUGCGCACAUGUAACGAAAUCGGUAAAAUUUACGUUAUGAUUCGAGAGAAAAAGAACAUGGAAGUUAAAGAGCGAUUGGAAAAAUACUUUACAAACAAUAUAUUCGAUACAUUACGUGGGUCAAAUCCGAAUUUCAUGGAAAAAGUCGAGCUGAUCUACGGUGAUCUACACGAAAGCGACUUGGGUUUAUCGCCAGAAAAUCGUCGGCGUUUGCUGGAGAACGUGAAUAUAAUAAUUCACAACGCAUCGGACGUGCAUUUUGACGCAAAGCCGUCCUAUAUUUUCCGAAUAAACGUGAUUGGCACGCAGAAGCUAUUGGAACUAGCGACGGAGUGCUCUCGCUUGGAGAUAUUCGCUUACGUUUCGACCGCGUAUUCUAAUCCUUCUAACGCAACGGUGGAAGAAAAAUUUUACCCUUCUCCGGCUGAUAUAAAGCUGAUCAAAGACGUGAUAAAAGUCGAUGAAGAAACCAAAAGUGGACUUUCGCAGGCAUCGAUGCGCGAUAUCGCAGGAAGUUGGAUAAAUUUUUAUCCCUUUAGCAAAGCCACCGCUGAAAAUCUAGUCAAGAAUUUUGGCAUAAGAGAGUCGCUUCCUUGUAUAGUGUACAGACCUAGCAUCAUCACGGGCACGCACCACGAACCAAUCGUAGGGUGGAUCGGAAAUAAAAAUGGUCCAGUACUUGCGGCAAGGGCGGUAAGAGCGGGCCUCAUAAAUGUGCUUGAGUUUGAUAUCAGUGGUUCUUCUAUGGAUCUGAUUCCGGUUGAUAUGACGGCUAAUGGUCUUUUGGCAGCGAUAUGGGACUACGUCUUAAAUAGGGAAUCGUCUGAACCACGAGUGUAUAAUUUUGCAAGCAGCGAUUGGAAUCCUGUUAUGAACACUAUGCUGUCAGAAAGUAUACUGACAAAUGCACACAAAUAUCCAUCGCCCGAAAUGAUCCGCUAUCCGUUCCUGAUCUUUAUUAAAAAUGCUUAUAUUUUCGCUUUUCUCUUUACACUACUUAAUGUUAUUCCUAGUUUAUUUGUCGACGCGUACCUCGUAUUUCGACGGAAGAAGCCAGUGUUUAUAAAGCUGUUGAAAAAGGUAGUUUUAAAUUAUAAAGACGGAAAGAGAUUUCUAAAACCUGAUCGAUUUAUAAAAACAGAUAAUAUGAAGAAGAUUUUAACACGUAUGAGCGAGACCGAUUUACAAGAAUUCUGUUUUGAUUUAUCAACGAUAAACUGGAAUAGUUAUACAAGUCAGAAUUUCGACAUGUUGCGAAAACUACUGAAUGAACCAUCACAGCCGACACCGGCGACAAUGAAGAAAUAUCGAUAUUUGAUGAUAUCACAUUACGUCGUUGUUAGUCUAACUGUACUUGUUUUAUUCUACUUUCUCUACUCGAUAACAUGUAACAUUUUCUCAUUCAUAGAAUAAUAAACGCAACACGAGACUUUUGUUAAACGUGUCUUCUUACUUUUACUUUUACUUAUUUUUCGUAUUUGUCGUGUGCUACAGUAUAGUACACUUUUUCACUGUAUUAUAGUGAAAUAGUAAUGUUGGAUUGGCUAAUGAACUCGCGCGGUCGAUACGAUUAUAAAUAACGAACAACAAUAACGUUAGAUAUCUGAUACGUUAUUAUAAAAUGCAUGUUGAUGUUAAAUAUGGUUUGUUUAAAUUACUCGUCAUUAAAAUGGGGAGAAAUCUUUAAUCUUUGAAAAUUGUUGGAUAGUAGGGGAUUUUAAGGAUUGUAAAAUAUAACACAUAAUUAUAUAUAGAAUAAUACUCUUUAUUGUUUUUGAUA